This is a messenger RNA of Scedosporium apiospermum, 1707 nucleotides long. RefSeq lists its product as uncharacterized. NCBI's taxonomy places the organism in Eukaryota, Fungi, Ascomycota, Sordariomycetes, Microascales, Microascaceae. Bases 1 to 1707 code for a protein of 568 amino acids. The record is from RefSeq and is a predicted model, not a curated record. The transcript is spliced from 2 exons.
AUGAACUACAUUGGUCCAGUCGAAUUCAGCUACCCGAAUGAUACGAGUCGCGCCGAGCUUGAAGGCGACGGCUUUCAUGUCUCCGGUGAUCAUGCUUAUUGCCGUUGUCCUGCCGCCGUAGACUGCGUGCUGCUACACCCUUCAUGCUACGGAGUCUUUCUUCGGAGUUCGGCAAUUGAUAAAUUCGAGGCCACGAAACGCCUCUGGGUAAUCGCCACAUGGAAGCACCCGUGGAAGUUGAGCCCGCCGCUCUACCUACCACGCAAGAACCUGGACCGAGAUGCACUUCAAGUUGUGGCGGCCAGAUGUGGCAUUUCCCAGCUUGCCGCAUUACCCUCGGAAAUAGUUCAGAUCAUCCGCGCAAAUUCUGAGCCCUACGAUUGUGACCAGUGCUCGUUUUGGAACGUCGUGGCGGCAGUGAGCUUGGCGAAUCAGGUCUCCGUGAAAGAAGACAGUGAGCCUCUCCAGACUGUUCGCCUGAGCAGAAUCCUCUCAUGGGAGCGUGGCGGGAAGCUUCAGCGCAUUGGAAUUGAAUCACGAUCGCAAUAUAAGGCCGUGAGGGUGACCAUUGAUGGGGAUGGCAUAAGUAGAGUUGAGGCACUUCCUGAGGUGCCCUUGUAUUCAGGGGAGUGCUACGACACACUUUCCUUCGCCGUGCUGAGCAUCGAGGCUGCAGAGUCGGUCGUGGCUCACGCAAUGCAUGGUCGUCUCCGCCUCCAGUUCGCCGAUCCUUCCAAUCAUCCAACAGUAUGGAACACUCCCGCACCUCCUGACCUCCUCCAGUGCAAACCAUUUGCGCCCUGGUCCCUCCCUUCCCCAGUCGCUUUCGCCAUCGAACUGAACAAGAUCGCGGGGAUGUCAUUCUUUUUCGACCACGACCGCGUCGUUGAUGUCCAUCCCCACUACAACUCACACUCUGGAGCUGCGCCAGCUUUCCACCGCGCUUGUAACCUGUUUAGUCAUGCCAAUCCUGUCUGGACGUAUCUGCCUAUCGCAAAACGCGACAAAGUUCUGUUUAUGGGAUUUAGGAACUUUGAGUUUAUUAAUGACAGGGCUUUCCAGAUUCUUGUCAGGACACAGUUGGUGGGCGACAUUGUCCUUGGUGUAUUCGAAAAUCCCUCCUUGAACCUUACCACUUCGCACAUUGGAACCAUAAUGCCCGAGACACUUGUCUGCUGUAGAUCUAGGGACUGGCCCAGAUGGAACUUUGGAACAUAUCACAAUGCACCUGAGAGAAAUGAGGCCUCUAAUCUAUUUCCGGACGCCGAAGACUUGACCGGUGAACUCGCCAGACCAUUUCUAAGACACUGCCCUGAAGAUGUCAUUCUCCGCAACUGGGCGCACUUUUACUCGGAGGCCCCCCUGAAGAACGUCUCGUCUGCAGUCGUGUUUUAUCAUAGGCACAGCGGAUUCUGUCGAGGAAUCAUCCUCCAUUAUGAUAACGGAGGUUCCCGCGGGCUUGGGGAGUGUCGCGUGGACUUAGACCCCGUGAAGACGUUUACUCGGCCACUGAGGCUUUGGAUAUUAGAAGACACAGUAAUUACUCGGGGCAUCCACGCUUACCGGCGUGUAGAGGUCGAGUUUACGCGUGAUGCAGAGGACUCCCAGAAGGGCAAAAUUUGGCGUUCCUACCCAAUGGAAGGAGUCUUGAGGUUCUGGUAUUCUACGGGGGAGUCGGCUUGCCGUGUUCAUGUAGAAAGAUCUUAA